Messenger RNA from Silurus meridionalis, 517 nucleotides. Its product is annotated as nuclear pore complex protein Nup133-like. The transcript has 3 exons. The record is from RefSeq and is a predicted model, not a curated record. Bases 7 to 501 code for a protein of 164 amino acids. NCBI's taxonomy places the organism in Eukaryota, Metazoa, Chordata, Actinopteri, Siluriformes, Siluridae.
AUCCUCAUGCCGACUCGAGACUUCACAGCACUCUCAGCGAGCAGCUGGUGGCGCUGUUGGACUCGCUGCUCGUGGCUACAUGGCCCAACUGACCUUGCUGCUUCACGCUGGAGAUGGAGUACAUGCAGCGUCGCUCCGAACUGCUCACACCGCUACGCCCACCACACCCUGUACAGCCAGGCUAACUCAGAGACGCGCUACUUCAGCAAGAAGAAAACCCUGCUAGCGCUGAGCAAACUUACAGCUUUGGCCUCAGACAUGCCCGAACCCCUGCAGCGCCAACAAGUGAACGGGGUUCCUCUGCACGAGUAUCUACCCGAUGUGAAGGAGCUUCUGCAGGUGGAUGAGCUAAACUGCCUCAAAUUCAAAACCUUUCUUCGAGUUCUUACUGAGAGCCAACUAGGAGACCUUCAUCCAGUCUCAGAUCUGACCCGAGCUUUCUGUCCUGACUUUUCUACAUGCUUUUCUCUCUCCAGGUGGGGUUUUGUUUUUUUGGAAUAAACGAUGUAUUUGUGUA